Trichoderma aggressivum f. europaeum is the source of this 1128-nucleotide messenger RNA. RefSeq lists its product as uncharacterized. The coding region runs from base 1 to 1128 and encodes 375 amino acids. The record is from RefSeq and is a predicted model, not a curated record. The transcript is spliced from 2 exons. NCBI's taxonomy places the organism in Eukaryota, Fungi, Ascomycota, Sordariomycetes, Hypocreales, Hypocreaceae.
AUGCAACAGCAGCAGCAGCAACAAAUCAUGGCUGGUCUGUUCCGCGUCGGCCUCUUUGGCCGUCUAAACCGCAUCCAGCCUGGCGUCCGACGCAUCGCCGCCAGCUUCAGUACGGAUAGUGAGCGCAAUGAGAUCCUACGAAAAGUCUACGCGCCAUUUCAGAAACUGGUCAAGGAAUCGCCCGAGUAUCAAGCGCUGGCAGAAUCUGGCAAGGUCUGGGAAGAUUAUUUUCAGCCUGGAAAUAGCGAGCGUCUUGGAUAUGUGAAGGCACAAAAGCUGCUCGCCGAUGUCCUGGAAGAUAUUGACGAUUGGAAAGAGUCCAUGAAACUACCCAAAAGUGCAACUGUUCGCAGCCUCGUUGCUGAAUAUGCACACCAAUCUGUCGCAAUCGAGGACAACAAACUUCAACUCGGAGUCAGCCUCAUGAUGGACGAUCAUCUCAAAGAUGCCGUACCUGAUCUCGGCGUAUCUGCCCACGACCUCUCUCAAAUGACAUUCCCAGACGUUCAUUCUCUCUUUCCCCAUGCAGAUGCAUCCCAGGUAGCAGAACUACGCAAUCAUCUCGUGGCAUCUCACUGGGUUACGGAGACCGCUUUACGCAACCCCAACACGCCUGGGCUUUCAGAAGCCGAAAUCCGCUGUCUUUCGGCCGUUCUCCUCAAGGAUACAAACGGCGAGCGUCUCUACAAUUCUGGAUGGGGAGGACGAGUCCCUCUUGGAGGUUACCGACCAGCGCCGAUUCGAGUAAAGAGUAACCCUCUUACCAUCUUCCCCUACCAUGUUGAAGUUCCAGCAUGCAUGCAACGCUUCAUUCAAUGGCGAGAUAGAGUUACUCAAGAGAAGCAGCUCCAUCCUCUCAUCGUGGCCUGUCAAGCAACUGUGUAUUUCCUGCACAUCCACCCAUUUUUUGAUGGCAAUGGUCGAGUGUCUAGACUCAUCAUGCAAGAUUACAUGAUACGCCAUGGUUAUGCCCCUGUGGUGAUACAGAUUUUGGAGCGAGAAGAUUACAUACGAAAGAUUCGACUUGCGCAAGGCGGAGAACCAGAAGAGUUUGUGUCUACGAUUUUGACGACUCAGUUGGAAGAGUUGAAGACAUUUGGGUUUCGCCAAAUGGUGGAAAAUAAGUAA